AUGGCCAAUUGUCGGAUUUUCAGUCACAUUGACUUAUCCGAUGCUUAUCUGCAAGUACCAGUGGAUGAAGCCAGCCAACCGUUUCUCACCAUCAAUACCCAUAAAGGCCUUUUCCAGUUCACGCGACUAUCGCCCGGUAUCAAAGCAGCUCCGGGAGCCUUUCAGCAGUUGAUGCAUUCAAUGCUUGCUGGUCUCAAACGCACCACUGGUUACCUGGAUGACAUUUUGGUCGGAGGAAGCACAGAAGAGGAACAUCAACACAACCUGCAGAUGGUUCUUCAUCGUUUACGUGAUUACGGUUUUACCGUACGCAUAAACAAAUGCAAUUUCUACAUGCAUCAGGUGAAGUACCUGGGCCAAAUUAUUGAUGCUGAUGGAAUACGACCGGAUCCAGACAAAAUAGCUCCAAUCGUAAACAUGCCGCCUCCACAUGAUAUUUCAACUUUACGAUCAUAUCUCGGCGCGUUAAAUUAUUAUGGGAAAUACGUGAAAGAUAUGCGUACUCUUCGACAGCCUAUGGAUCAGCUUCUUAAGGAAGGCAUAAAAUUUGUGUGGUCACCAGAGUGCCAAGAAUCGUUCAACAAAUUUCGGAAUCUCUUACAAUCACCGUUACUGUUGACGCACUACAAUCCAAGGUUGGAAAUUAUAGUAUCUGCAGAUGCAUCAAACGUCGGACUGGGUGCUCGAAUCGCUCAUAAGUUCCCUGACGGAUCAGUAAAAGCUAUUUGCCACGUGUCUCGCAGCUUAACCGCAGCUGAAAGUAACUAUAGUCAGGUUGAAAAAGAAGGACUGGCACUGAUAUUCGCUGUGACACGAUUCCAUCGAAUGAUUUUUGGUCGUCGGUUUACUCUCGAAACCGAUCAUAAACCGCUGUUAGCAAUAUUUGGAUCAAAGAAAGGCAUUCCCGUCUACACAGCUAACCGGUUACAGCGAUGGGCACUAACGCUACUCCUCUACGAUUUUAAUAUCUGUUAUGUAUCCACAGACAAUUUUGGCCAUGCUGACGUUCUCUCGCGGCUAAUGAAUCGUCACGUUCGACCCGAUGAAGAAUUCGUAAUCGCUCAUCUCGAACUAGAACAUAGUAUUCGUAGCAUCGUCUACCAGUCAAUACAAGCUUUACCACUUUCGUUCAAGCAAGUCAGAGAUAGAACCACAUCCGAUCAUGAUCUGCAACAAGUCAUGCGGUUCGUCAACGAUGGGUGGCCCUCAAAGAAAGCAAGUAUAACCGAUGCACAAGUUCAACAGUUUUACUUACGGCGUGAUGGACUGUCCGUCGUAAAUGGAUGUCUUCUUUAUGGUGAGAGAUUGGUGGUGCCAUCCUGUUCCAGAAAACGAGUGCUACAGCAGUUACAUACUGGGCAUCCGGGAGUUGAACGCAUGCGAUCAAUAGCCCGACAGUAUGUGUAUUGGCCAAACAUCGACGAAGAUGUUUCGAAGCUCGUUCGAUCCUGCGGGGAAUGUGCAAGUGUCGCUAAAACCGACAGGAAGACAAACCUUGAGUCUUGGCCGGUUCCUGAAAAGCUGUGGCAAAGGUUGCAUCUAGAUUUCGCAGGUCCAAUGGAUGGACAAUACUACCUCAUUCUAGUCGAUUCCUACUCAAAAUAUCCAGAAGUUGUGCGAACUAAGGACAUCACGACAAAAACAACCUUGCACAUACUUCGUGGAAUCUUCGCCAGAUAUGGACAACCUGAAACGUUAGUUACAGAUAACGGGCCUCAACUAACUAGCGAGCAGUUUGAAGCUUUUUGUGAUACUAACGCUAUCAUGCAUCUGAAAACUGCACCGUUUCAUCCGCAAUCAAACGGAUUAGCAGAAAGGUUUGUUGAUACGUUCAAAAGAUCACUCAAAAAAAUCACUUCAGGGGGAGAAACACUCGAUGAAGCAAUCGAUACCUUUCUUCUCUGCUAUCGUUCAACACAGUGUCGCAAUGCACCAGAUGGGAAGUCUCCUGCUGAACUCAUUUUUGGCAGGCCAAUACGAACAUCGCUUGAAUUACUACGUCCACCUACUCCUGCGCACAAGUUUCAUAAUUCUAAGCAAGAGAGGCAGUUCAACCGGAAGCAUGGAACGAAGGACCGGAACUACAAUCCCAAAAACUUCGUGUGGACUAAAGUGUACCGAAACAACAAAUGGAGUUGGCAAGAAGGAACCGUAAUUGAGCGUAUAGGAAAAGUUAUGUACAACGUGUGGCUUCCUUCAAAACGAGCCCUUAUUCGAUCCCAUUGCAACCAAUUGCGAAGCCGAUACGAAACGGAGCAGCAGAGAACAGAAACGGAAUCAGUGGAAGAUUCGCCUGUACCACUUACAAUUCUGUUGGACAGUUGUGGUCUGAAUACAGGCACAUCGGAACCGGAAGCCGAAACAUCCUUCGUCUUACCAGCCUAA
Malaya genurostris is the source of this 2385-nucleotide messenger RNA. RefSeq lists its product as uncharacterized. Gene Ontology annotation, molecular function: nucleic acid binding. The transcript has a single exon. Gene Ontology annotation, biological process: DNA integration. The coding region runs from base 1 to 2385 and encodes 794 amino acids. The record is from RefSeq and is a predicted model, not a curated record. NCBI's taxonomy places the organism in Eukaryota, Metazoa, Arthropoda, Insecta, Diptera, Culicidae.